CACGACGUUUCCCAGUUACUCAUAGUCUUCACCGUCGCCUUUGACACCGUCCCAAUGCAUGAUAUUAUCAAGAUGUGCAGCCAUGAAGCACACGCCCGCCAGCCGAGCGGAGGCGCCCAAUCUGGAGUUCCUCAAGGCCCUCAGCGGUUUCCUCAUGAUGCUGACACAGGGAGGGAAGCUGCUCUACAUCUCCGAUAACGCUGCUGAGUACCUAGGCCACUCAAUGGAGGACCUCCUGAUCCACGGCGACAGCGUCUACGACAUCAUCGACAAGCAGGACCACGCGGCCGUGCAGGCGGAGCUCGUCAGGGGGGCGCAGACAGCCACCGCCGCCCACGAGGAGGACCGCCUCUUCCUCUGCAGGAUGAACGUGUCCAGGAACGCCCGCAGGCAGAUGAGGUUCGGGGACCAGAAGGUCGUCCUGGUGGCGGGGCACUACCUGUCGUACCUGCCGCUGUGCUCGAGAAACGAGCCCGUGUUCCUGGCCCACUGCACGCCCGUCGCCAUGCCCGAGACCCGCGAGAGCGUCGUCCAGGGCGCCACCAACGUCUUCACCUCCGUCCACACCCUCGACAUGAAGUUCAUCAACCUCGAUAAGAACGGCGAGUUCUACCUGGGCUACAACCGCUCCUCGCUGGCCGGCGUGUCGUGGUACCACCUGAUCCACCCCGAGAACAUGCGGGAGGCGCAGACCAAGCACAGGCUCAGGCGGCGGCGGCGGGCAGAGCCAGCAGCCGGUGAUCGUGGCGACGAACCAGGUCCUGGGCGAGAAGGAGGCGGCCGUGCUGCGCGCCAACUCGUGGCUCUACCACUACUACACGAUGCAGUCCAAGCUGCAGUACGGCCUCGCCUACGACACGCACGCGCACCGCGUCCACGCCUACUACCCGCAGGUCAUGACCUACCAGACGGACCCCGCGGCGUCCUACAUGAAUCCUCCGGCGCUCAACGGCAGCCACUACCACCAGUCCUACGCCGCGCCCGCCGCCCACUCGCCCUACUCGCUGGCCUCGCCCUCCGCCUACGCCCACCUGCAGCACUACCACCACCACUACUCCGUCCGCCUGCAGCACGGCCUCGACUACUCGCGCGACCCCGCCUGGGGAUACUACGACGCCGCGCCCGCGUCCUCCGCCCUCGCCUCCGCCUCCGCCCACGCCGGCGCCGCGCCGCCCCGUGGCCGAGGGCGGCGGCGUGGCGGUGGCGACGCCCGUGGCGGUGCGGGCGGCCCCCGCCGGCGUGCACAAGGGCGCCUCGUCGCCCGAGCUGGACCAGCUGGAGGCGCCGUGGAAGGCGUCGCCGACGCAGGAGGUCCCAGACUACCCCGAGUAUUCGCCCUACAUCACGCCGCCCUACUCGGCGGCCACGCCCACCAAGCACCACGUCUUCUCUUUCGAGCACGGCGACCCGAGGGACGCCCACGCCCACCAGGACCAGCACGUGCCCUCGGGCCCGCCCGACCCGCGCGACGCCCCCUGGUACUCGCACGCCUUCGUCAGAUAAUGCCAGAAGCUCGGCAGCAGGACUCACGCCUCCUCACACUGACGCGUUCUGUAGGUCCCUCCUAGUCUGUGCUAGUCCUCCCCCGCUCUGACACUUCGCCGGCCAAGUGAGUCUUCGUCUGCCUUUGAUUUCCUUCUGGAUUCUGGAGGCUGA
Messenger RNA from Penaeus monodon (black tiger shrimp), 1656 nucleotides. RefSeq names its product single-minded homolog 2-like. The record is from RefSeq and is a predicted model, not a curated record. Lineage: Eukaryota; Metazoa; Arthropoda; Malacostraca; Decapoda; Penaeidae. Gene Ontology annotation, biological process: regulation of transcription by RNA polymerase II. Gene Ontology annotation, molecular function: DNA-binding transcription factor activity, RNA polymerase II-specific; RNA polymerase II transcription regulatory region sequence-specific DNA binding; protein dimerization activity.